Messenger RNA from Lepus europaeus (European hare), 2094 nucleotides. Its product is annotated as guanylate-binding protein 4-like. Gene Ontology annotation, biological process: defense response to protozoan; defense response to Gram-positive bacterium. The coding region runs from base 331 to 2094 and encodes 587 amino acids. Lineage: Eukaryota; Metazoa; Chordata; Mammalia; Lagomorpha; Leporidae. The record is from RefSeq and is a predicted model, not a curated record. The transcript has 11 exons. Gene Ontology annotation, molecular function: GTPase activity; GTP binding.
UUUCCUGUCCACCUGCAAAACACAGCAAACAUCUCAGCCGUUACGAAGAAAAGCAUGUGGUUUCGCUUUCGGUUGUCGUCCACUCAGACCUCAUUUGGGUGGUGAGAGCAGCCCUGGUUUUCAACAUAACAGUGUGUGUAGGAGGAGCCAGAUCAGGAGCGAUGGCGAGUGGUGAGCGCAGGCAGAGGAGAGCUUGGCCCUGACUGCGGCGCCCUGGUCAGGACUCGAACAGGCCCUGUAGAAGGACUGACUCCAGCCCGAGAGAAGGACGAACUCCGGCCUAAGUGAAAGUAUCAGCGGAAGCAGCUAAGCAAGGCUCUGGAGUUUACCAUGGCAACUGAUAUCACCAUGAAGACCCCCAUCUGUCUAGUGGAAAACUGGGAAGAGCAGCUGAAAUUGAAUCCCACUGCUUUGGAGAUUCUUAACCAGAUAUCUCAACCGGUGGUGGUGGUGGCCAUUGUGGGAUUAUGCCGUACAGGAAAAUCCUAUCUCAUGAAUCGCCUGGCAAGACAGAACCAUGGCUUCCCUCUGGGCUCCACGGUGGAAUCUGAAACCAAGGGCAUCUGGAUGUGGUGCGUGCCCCACCCCUCCAAGCCAAACCACACCCUGGUCCUCCUGGACACUGAGGGCCUGGGCGAUGUGGAAAAGCAAGACCCUAAGAAUGACUCCUGGAUCUUUGCCCUGGCCGUGCUUCUGAGCAGCACCUUGGUCUACAACAGCCUGGGCACCAUCAACCACCAGGCCCUGGAGCAGCUGCACUAUGUUACUGAACUCACAGAGUUAAUCAGGACAAGAUCUUCUUCCCCAUCUGAUGAGGUAGAGGACUCCGCAGAGUUUGUGAGUUUCUUUCCGGACUUCGUUUGGGCUGUACGGGAUUUCACCCUGGAACUGAACGUGAAAGGACAGCCCAUCACAGAAGACGAGUACCUUGAGAAUGCCUUGAAGCUGAUUCCAGGAAGGAAUGCCAGAAUCCAAAAUUCCAACAACUCUGUAAUGAGCAUCAGGCGUUUCUUUCCAGAACGGAAGUGCUUUGUCUUUGACCGGCCCACAAAUGAUAAAAAUCUCUUAGCCCAUAUGGACAACGUGCCAGAAGAUCAACUGGAAUUGAACUUCAAGGAGCAGUCAGAAAAAUUCUGCUCCUAUAUCUUCACACAUGGGAAGACCAAGACCCUGAGAGAGGGCAUCAUUGUCACUGGAAACCGGCUGGGCAGUCUGGUGCAGAUGUACGUAGACACCAUCAACAGCGGCGCCGUCCCUUGCUUGGAGAACGCAGUGACGACUCUGGCCCAGCGUGAGAAUGCUGCAGCCGUGCAGAAGGCAGCCGAGCUCUACAGCAGGCAGAUGGCCCAGCGACUGGUGCUCCCCACAGCCACGCUCCAGGAGCUGCUGGACCUGCACGCAGCCUGGGAGAGGGAAGCCGUUGCAGUCUUCAUGGCGCACUCCUUCAAGGACGACAAUGGGGAAUUCCAGAAGAACCUUUUGGAAACCACAGAGCAGAAAAAGAAAGAGUUCCUGCUGCAGAAUGAAGAGGCCUCUGUCAAAUACUGCCAGGCUGAGCUUAAACGGCUCUCAGAGUUCCUGAUGGAAAGUAUUUCAAGAGGAGUUUUCUUUGCACCUGGAGGCCACAAUCUCUACUUAGAAGCAAGAAAGAAGGUUGAAGAGGAGUAUGAGCUGGUGCCCAGGAAGGGAGUGAAGGCAAAUGAGGUGCUCCAGAGCUUCUUGGAAUCACAGGCAGCAGCAGAGAACUCCAUCCUGCAGGCAGACAAAGCUCUCACUGAUGCACAGAAGGCCUUAGCAGCUGAGAAGGCCAAGAGGGAGGCAGCUGAGAAGGAAUGCGAAGUGCUAAGACAGAGGGAGCAGGAGAUGCAGCAAAAGAUGGAGGCUCAAGAGAGAAGCUUCCAGGAGAACAUCGCUCAACUGAAGGAGAAGAUGGAGCGGGAAAAGGAGGAACUCCUCAGAGAGAAGGAGAGGAAGCAGAAGCACAAGCAGAAGGUGAGUCUGGGGGCUGGGCGGUGCCUGGGGGAUAAUGUUCUGGAUCCUGGGGAAGAGCGGGACCCGAUGUCAGGCACAGGUGUCAUUCUAGAGGGAACCUAA